AUGGGGAUCAUGGAAGCUGGCCUGCUGGCUUUUUGGCAGGGGAGGGUUGGCCUUAUUGUAGCAGCUGCUGCCACUGCUCCUUCUAUCACAGCCACCAUUAUCUGGCAACACCUGUCCUCCGGGAUCACAAAGUUGGGGGCGCUGGAUGGGCAGAGAUGGGGAAAGGCAGAUGAUGAUGAUGGAGGGGUUGCUGCCUUGAACCUUCUUCCCUGUGAACCUCCUCCUUCUCGACCACCUGCCUUCUCCCUGUGUCACCCCCGUUCAUCCCCAGGACCAGGUGACAAAAAUGCAGCAAGCUGGUCCUUCACUAUCUACACGUGCCAUUUCCACAUCAUAUUGCUUCUGAUCAAGAAGCUGAAUGAUGAGAACAGUUUUCAUCCAGAAAAGAUGGCACCACUCAUAGCCCUUGUGCUGACUAGAUGUGGAAUUACUAUCACAGCCUUGGACAAAGCUGUGUGGCUGGGUGAAGGCUGGUUUGGGUUCAUGGAGUCUUCUAUUUUUAGUUUUACUUGCAGCAAUCUUGAUAGACCAGGGAGUUCUUAUGAGGAGCUACCCAAGGGUGUGGAUGACCUCGCCCUCUCCUGCUACAGCCACUGCAAUUAUUCAGUGGGGACUCCAUGUGGAGCUUUCCCCAUGCUCCUGGACCAACAGGAAGCUCUUUGGGCCCUUACAGGAAGUAAGGUGACCAGAUAUGAUGGCCCUUAUUCAAAGGGGAGCAAAGACUCUGGUGGGCUCGAUACGUCUCUGGUUUGCCGAAGACAAAGUAUUCCAGAGGAAUUCAGAGGGGUCACCAUCGUGGAGCUGCUAAAGAAAGAGGGAAGCACUUUGGGAUUAACAAUAUCUGGUGGGACUGAUAAAGAUGGAAAACCAAGAGUUUCUAAUCUGAGGCCUGGAGGGCUGGCUGCAAGAAGUGACCAACUCAACGUGGGUGAUUACAUCAAGUCCGUGAAUGGGAUUAACCUGACAAAAUUGCGCCAUGAUGAGAUCAUCAGCCUGCUGAAGAACGUUGGGGAGAGAGUGGUGCUGGAGGUGGAGUAUGAACUGCCGCCAUCUGCACCGGAAAGCAGUUCAGGAAUUAUUCCCAAAACCAUAGAUGUUUCCCUGUUCAAGGAAGGCAAUAGCUUUGGCUUUGUCCUUAGAGGAGGAGCACAUGACCACUGGCCCAAAUCCAGACCAUUAGUCCUCACCUAUGUGCGACCAGGGGGCCCAGCGGACAGGGAGGGGUCCUUGAAAAUUGGAGACAGGCUGCUGAGCGUCGAUGGAAUUCCUUUGCACAAUGUGACGCAUUCUGAUGCCCUGAACAUCCUGAGGCAGUGCAACCAAGAAGCACUCUUUCAGAUUGAGUACGAUGUCUCCAUAAUGGAUACUGUAGCCAAUGCUUCAGGUCCUUUAUUAGUGGAAAUAGCCAAGACUCCAGGGUCCACUCUGGGAAUCUCACUAACUACUGGCACCCAUCGGAAUAAACAAGUAAUAGUCAUCGACAAGAUCAAGCCGGCCAGCGUGGUUGACAGAUGUGGGGCUUUACAUAUUGGAGACCACAUCCUAGCUAUUGAUGGGACCAGCACUGAGCACUGCUCCUUGCUAGAGGCAACUCAGCUUCUGGCCAGCACUGCAGAGAAUGUCAAGCUGGAGAUCCUUCCUGCUCACCAGAGCAGGCUCCCCCUGAAGCCUCCAGACACAGUUAAGGUGCAAAAGAGCGACCACCAUCACUGUUGGGACCCUUGCAUCAGCUCCUGCCACACUCACCAUCCAGGCCACUGCAAGACCCCCUCCUGGAACCAAAUCUCCAGUCAGGAUUACAGCAAAUCUCUCAUUUCAGCCACUUUCUCCUCUCCAAUGAUGAACACACAGGGUUUCCCCUGUCAGAACUCAAAUACGCUACCUCGGAGUGCCCAUCCCAUGAGCCCCCAGGCAACCAUGAUGAGGAGAAGGCAGAGGAGAAAGGAAUACAAAAGCUCAUUGUCUUUAGCCUCCAGCACUGUGGGUCCUGGUGGUCAAAUUGUCCAUACUGAAACAACAGAAGUGAUCCUGAGGGGCGAUCCACUGAAUGGCUUUGGACUCCAGCUGCAGGGCGGGAUCUUUGCUACCGAAACCCUGUCUUCCCCACCUCUUAUCCGAUUUAUUGAACCUGACAGCCCGGCUGAGAGAUGUGGACUGCUGCAGGUCGGAGACCGAGUGCUUUCCAUCAACAGCAUCGCCACUGAAGAUGGAACCCUGGAGGAAGCCAACCAGUUGCUGCGCGAUGCAGCUCUCUCUAACAAAGUCGUACUGGAGGUAGAAUUUGACGUGGCAGAAUCUGUUAUACCAAGCAGUGGGACCUUCCACGUGAAGCUACCCAAGAAGAGAGGAGUGGAACUAGGAAUAACUAUAAGCUCUGCAUGCAGGAAGGCUGGUGAUCCCUUAAUCAUCUCUGACAUCAAGAAGGGAAGUGUGGCCCAUAGAACUGGCACCCUGGAGCCCGGGGAUAAGCUGUUAGCCAUUGAUAACAUCCGACUUGACAACUGUUCCAUGGAGGAUGCGGUCCAGAUUUUAAGGCAAUGUGAAGAUCUGGUGAAGCUGAAAAUUAGGAAGGAUGAAGAUAACUCUGAUGAGCAGGAAACAACAGGCGCCAUCAUCUACACUGUGGAGCUGAAGCGGUAUGGGGGCCCAUUGGGGAUCACCAUCUCAGGAACAGAGGAGCCUUUUGAUCCAAUUGUCAUUUCGGGAUUGACCAAGCGAGGACUGGCAGAAAGGACUGGAGCCAUCCAUGUGGGUGACCGCAUAUUAGCCAUUAACAAUGUGAGUCUUAAGGGCAAACCCCUAAGUGAAGCCAUCCACCUUCUCCAGAUGGCUGGGGAAACUGUUACUCUGAAGAUCAAGAAACAAAUGGAAAGUUCUUAUGUGCCUCAGGCAGUUGGCAUCACCUUACACCCCAGUGAAUGGAGGUCCAGUAGGCCGAAGAGCAGUCCUCCCCCGGGGGAGCCGAGAAAAACUUAUCCCUAUCCAGAUGGGGGCUUCAGUGAAGAUGAAUGGGACAAACCCACUAGAUUUCCCAGCCGCCAAAAUGGCCUGGAGACCACUCACGAGGACAAUUUUUGGCGUGUUUUUGGAGAAGCUUUGGAGGACUUGGAAACAUGUGGCCAGUCUGAGCUUUUGAGGGAGAUUGAGGCAUCCAUCAUGACAGGGAGUGUGCACAGCUUGGGCCUCGAAGGGAGCCCAUUAAUCAUGGAUUCGGUGGGACAGCCAGGGCUGAGUUCCCUGAGGAAAGGGAUUUCCCACCACCGGGCCAAAGGGCAGAGCAAUGACCACGCUUCGCCCCCCAAGAAAAGUGAGAGGAGCUUGGAUAUGAAGAUGAUCAAGGAAGAGAUGCAGGAAAUCAUGUCUCCGACCCCCCUUGAAUUACACAAGAUGACACUUCACAAGGACCCAGUGAGUCAAGACUUCGGAUUCAGUGUCUCUGAUGGCCUGCUAGAGAAGGGUGUCUAUGUCAACAUGAUUCGUCCAGAUGGUCCAGCUGAUCAAAGUGGCCUCAAACCCUUUGACCGUGUCCUUCAGGUAAAUCACAUCCGAACUAGAGAUUUUGACUGCUGCCUGACUGUGCCGCUGAUUUCUGAGGCUGGAGACAAAUUGGAUCUGGUCAUCAGUCGAAACCCUCUGGCACUUGCUGCUCAGCGAGUGGAAAACAGACAGGGGUCUGACCAUCUCUUCUUGGGUUUUGAAAGCAAGAACAGCACACAGAUGCUCUGAAGAUUAGAGCUACAGGUGGAAGAGCUCUUCAGCUCCUUCUGUGGCAGAGAUUCUGGUGAUGUCGAAUAUGAUUUUUCCUUUCUGCA
Molecule: messenger RNA, 3812 nt
Organism: Ornithorhynchus anatinus (platypus)
Lineage: Eukaryota; Metazoa; Chordata; Mammalia; Monotremata; Ornithorhynchidae
Gene: GRIP2
Product: glutamate receptor interacting protein 2
Exons: 27
Coding region: 1-3726 (1241 amino acids)
Biological process (GO): neurotransmitter receptor transport, endosome to postsynaptic membrane
Molecular function (GO): protein binding
Source: RefSeq, a predicted model, not a curated record